Gallus gallus (chicken) is the source of this 2590-nucleotide messenger RNA. RefSeq names its product PHD finger protein 7-like. The coding region runs from base 917 to 2356 and encodes 479 amino acids. NCBI's taxonomy places the organism in Eukaryota, Metazoa, Chordata, Aves, Galliformes, Phasianidae. The record is from RefSeq and is a predicted model, not a curated record. The transcript is spliced from 9 exons. Gene Ontology annotation, cellular component: nucleus.
ACGGAACCAGAACAUCCACUCGACAACUCCCACUGUUCUGCACGAUGUUCCGAUGUGGAAAACCGACAAGAAAAAAUCGCAAAACCACAACAAGCAGGCAUGGGGAGCUGACCGUCCCUCUCUGCUCUGCCCUCCUGAAGACCCAUCUGGAGCAACGCAUCCACGCCUGGGGCACCCAAUACGAGAAAGACAGGGAGCUGCUGCAGAGGGUCCAAGAAGGGCCACAAAGAUGAUCCGAGGGCUGCAGCACCUCCCCUACAAAGACAGGCUGAGGGAGCCGCGGCUCCACAGCCUGGAGAACAGAACAGAAGGCAAAGAGGAGACCUCACCAAAGCCUUCCAGUACCUGAAAAGGACCUACAGGAAGGCUGGGGAUGGUCUUUUUAAAAAGCCAUGAAGCACCAGGACGACGGAAAACAGCUUCCGACUGAAAGAGGGUGCGUUCCAACCAGAUAUUGGGAAGAAAUUCUCCACGGUGAGGGCGAUCCCUGUCAGCCGUGGAGGACAGGUAUCCCCUCACGGAAGACGUGGGAUGCUACCCAGGCAAACGGACAGCCAUGGAGAAAGGUGUCGAGCAAUGGAGGGAAUGAGGCGUGCUGGACGUGAUGCACAAUAGUGACAAAAAGAGGGCAGAUCGACACUGGCUGCUGGGAGGAAAUCCUUCAAAGGUUGCCCAGAGAAGCUGUGGAGUUGCCUGGAACUGCCUGGAAGCCUCCUGCCUGGAAGCCAAGGGCCCACGCCCACAGCCGCCAUCAGGCGGUGAGCGUGAUGUCACAGUACGUGUCAGAGUGCACCCAUUGUGACGCGCGAAGCCUGGAGCACAGCAAUAGCUGCCGGGCUCAGCCUGAGCGUCAGUGCGGCCUGGCGAGGCGUGGAGAGAGCAGGGACUCUCGCAGUGCUCGCUGUUAACGCACAUCAUGUCCGAUAGGAAGCGGAAGGCCUCCAGCUCGGAGGAGCCAGUGUGUGCGCUGUGUGGCCAGGCAGAUGUCGACCCAGACAUCUGCGGGCACACACUUUUUGAGACUGGGAUUCGUGUCCAUGAGUUCUGCUUGACGUCUGCCAACAUCACGUCUAAAGCAAGACCAGGAAUUGAGGUCCUCCCGCUUGCUGCCAUCGCACGCAAGGUCAGGCAGGCAAACAAGAAGCAAUGCUGUGUUUGCGGCGAGAGGGGGGCUGCCAUCACAUGCGCAGAGAGAGGCUGUGCACGCAGCUUCCAUCUGCCCUGUGCCAAGGACGGGGAAUGCAUCACCCAGUACUUUGGAGACUACAGGUCCUUCUGCUGGGAGCACCGCCCUCAACAGGCCACUCAGGAAGCUCCAGCACAAGGCACCAUCUGCCUCAUCUGCUUGGAGCCUGUGGGGGACAGCUUGUCCUACCACACCAUGGUGUGCCCAGCCUGCAAACACGUCUGGUUCCACCGGGACUGCAUCCAGCAACAGGCCUUGAGUGCUGGCACUGCGUACUUCGAGUGCCCCGGCUGCCGAGACUACAUUCUCUUCUGUGAAGAGAUGUCCAACAUGGGGAUCCACAUCCCAUUAAGAGACGCAUCGUGGGAGGACGAGGAGUCCUAUGAACCCCUUCUAGAGAUGCACAGCCGCUGCGAUGCCAGCCAGUGCCUUUACCACGGAGGCAGAGAGCAGGCACAGAGUAGGGGGCCCUGGGAGCUCAUCCUGUGCAGCUCCUGUGCUGCUGAGGGCACCCAUCGACAGUGCUCCCACUUGAGCAACACCACAGACAUGUGGGAGUGCAACAGCUGUGCUGGCCUGGCUACCGCCUCCAGCGCCAACGCUGAGUUCGCCACUCCCAGCACUGCCAGCCAGACGGCUCCGGGUCCGGGUCCAUCCAGCAGCUCCAUGGAGCCUGAGACCUUUGGCUCCAUGCCCGCCAGCCAGGCACCAUUGGGGACAUCACAGAGCUCCCAGCUGCCUGAGCACAGCGACCUGCCCAGUGUGCCUGAGACGGAGCAGGGGACAAACGGCGCACGUUCACCGGAGGACCGGGCUACCCCUGAGCAGCUGCGAGGACGCCGUGGGAGCAGGCGAACAGCAGCCCCACGUGCUGAGAGCGACUCCCACGCAGCCACCAGGCGGAGGGCAUCAGGCUCCUCCAGGGCGUCUCCGGCAGCUGCACGCAGAAGACGUCGCAGGCAGCGUUCAGGAAGAAGCUGCACACGGAGCCGCUCCCCGCUGCAACGUCGGGACCCGAGCUCCCAGAGCCGGCCAAGAAGACGCCAUGGCAGCAGGCGAAGGCCAGCCUCAAGGGAGCAGAGCGCCACCCGCAGAUCAACAAGAUCUGCCACUUCGAGGUCCCCAAGGGCUUCCAGAGUGCCCCGACGCAGGGGACAGGCCAGGCGCUGAAGGCAGACAAGGACCCUCACCCAAAGCCCUCCCCUUUCUUAGUUCAAAACCAUCCCCCCUUGACCUAUCGCCAUCCACCCUUGGCAAACAGUCAUACCCCCCCCCCAUCCCCCCUGCUUUCUCUGGUCCCAAGAGUCCAACACAAUAAAGAUCAGAGAUCCCCCCCAGACAGCUGUCGGUUUCCUCUUUCCCCGCUUCUGCUGACAUGGGCAGAGGUAGGGACCUUGACAACAC